AUGAUAAAAUCACUUUUAUUACUGAUACUAUUUAUAAUCGUCAUCAAAGCUAGUCUAUUUUCUGGUAGUAUUAACACGAAUGCUACAACGGAAAUCAAUCAAUUACCAAAUGCAAUUAUUCGCAUAGCAAAUGUGUUUGAAGAAAUAUCUAAUACAUUUCCAAACGAAACACGUGAAUCAUUUCUCCUAUUUACGUCAGAAUUGAAAAUACUACCUGAUGGAACAACUGAAAAUUUGAAAACAUUUCAUGAUGCAUUAACAAAUUUCUUAAAUAAAUUAGACGUAUUUCUAAAUAGAGAUGUAAUUCUACCGUUUCAUCAAGUAUUAAUCGAGCUAAAUGAUAAUAUCUUUCAAAUUAUUCUUGCAAAUACAGUUGAUGCAGUUGAUAGUAAUAAUAGUGUAAAUGAACAAAUAAGAGUUGAAACUCGUCAAACAUUACGUUUAUUUAUUCAACAGCUAGAACCAUUUAUUCAAGCAUUAGGUAAUGAAUAUAAAGAUUUGAAACAAAUGAUUCGCACUGUCCUAGGAUUAUACACAAAUACAAAACGACUUUACAUAUCAUUGGUUUCUCUUAUAGCAAUGAUUGGAACCAGUUUCUAUCUCUAUUAUGAAAAUCAUUCUCAACUAAGUUUUAGUCCAGAAAAUCAAAAUUGGAAUACUGUCCUAUUGACAAUAUCGAUAAUAUUUCCUUGCUUGAUUUGGGUGUUAAGCAUACUUAUGUAUGAUCCAUUUUAUGAAUCAAAAUUAAUAGCUCUGGUUAUUUCAGCUAUUUUCUGUUUUACUCUGCUAUGUUCACGGAUAGUUUUUGUUUUAUUGGCUGGAAGGCAAAGAUUCUUCAUUGACUCAGUGUUGGUUUUAUUUAUAUCUUUGAUACUAUUUGUUUGUCGUAGUUAUUCCCCACUCUGUGCAGUGGUCACUUGGCCAUAUAUUUAUCAUGGUGAUCACACAUACUAUUAUAUUCCUCAAACAUCGAAUUGGAUUCGAGAAAUUUGUCCAAAUAUAAAUCAACAACGAUGUCCACUUGUCGAUUUAAAACUUCUUGAUAAAAAUGAAAACGAUGAAAUGUUUCUUGUUGGCAAAACAUUAGAACUUUUAAAAACAUUAAAAGGUCCAAUAUUUAUUCAUAGCGAAAUUGGAGAUAAAGAUACUGGAAAAAGUAUUCGUCAAACAAUUUUAACUCGAUUACUUGUUAAAUAUAAAUAUCGUCGAUUAUGUUCAAAUAAUGGUAUUCGAUUUCUUGUCAGAGAUGUUAGAAUCGAUCAUGUUAAAGGUAUUGCCGGUGUUACUAGAGGAAUCCAUCUUAUGAUCAUUCCAUCUCAAUGGAUUGAUUACGAUCACUUACCAUAUCUUCUUAAAGAUUCAGUGGGACGUAUUCGAAGAGAAAAGGGAACUUUAUUAAUUCUCGAUAUGGAAGGAGGAAAUGAAGUAGGCGGAGCGGAAAUGAAAACUAUACGUAUAUUACAAUUGUUAACAAUGGCUAUUAGUACUCAUGUUAAUAUUGCCAUUAAAGAACAUAUCAGUCAAGUAAAUAUAAAAGAAAUGGCAACUUAUUCACAAUUAUUCAACAUGCUGAAAAUUGCAUCGGAGAGCAAAUGUAAUCGAGAAGAAACGAGUAUCGAACCAGCAAACCUAGAUAAAUCGUCACUAUUUACAUUACCAUCAAUUUCAGUUUUACCAAAAAGUACAACAAAUCUAAUACCACUGAUUAAAGGAAUUAAUAUUACAUGGCAAGGUAAUAAUGCUUUUGUCAAACAUAUACAAGACAAAAAUUCUGAUAAGGAUGAACCGUAUCUCGAUUUAACCGACAUAUUUUGGUCAAGUUUGACUGCAGUUAAACAUUCAAAUUUCAAAUCUGAUGCUGAUGCAAUUGGUUUACAUUUUAAAAAUCUUCAUUAUCUUAUUAAUUUUCCACCUUAUCCAAUGGCAAGAGGAUUUUUUUCAUAUCCAGAUGAAUUAGAUAUUUAUAAAAACAGUAAAAGUAUUGAUUUGCCAGAUGUAUGGAAUCGAUAUGAUAAUUGGUAUGGACAUUGGUUUCUACCAGAAAUGAUGAAGCCAUACUUUGGUUUAACAUAUAGCUUAGCUCACUAUGUUUUUCCAUCAAUUUUCUAUCGUAUGUCAUCAAGACAAUCAUCAAAUCAGGAAACAUCUGGAGUUCAAUAUGUUAAAUUCAUCGAAGAUCUAUUUCGCUCAUUAAAAGGUUUCGAUGGAAUUUUAUUGGAAUCACUUGGUAUAAAUCAAUUAGAACAAAAUAUAUGUAAUUCUAUAACAAAGAUUAUUAAUGGAUGGAAAGAAAACGAUAUUAAACAAUUUAAACACUUAUUUCCUAUAGAAGGAAAAACUCCGUGUGAAUCCAAACAAUUAUGUAAUGCAACUUUUGACCAAAAAUGGGAAGAAUUGAAAAAUAGUCUGUAUCGAAGUUUGUGCAUUUCACAAAUCUAUCUUAAUAAAUUACAAUGGAGCAAAUGUCAAAAAUCUCAUGUUGACGAGAUAAUUGAAGAGCAAUACAAAGAUUUGAAAAAAGAAAACAAUGAAAAAUGCUCAUAUUCAUGGAAAACAGAUGAAUGGAGUGAAGAAUGCAUUAUAAAUAAUUGUCCAGGUUAUCGUACUCGUUCAGUAUAUUGUGUCAAUUUAAAUGAAGCGAAGAGACCCGAUAAUUGUUGUAAUUUUUUUCUCGGUUUUGACAGCAAGCCAUCUUCAAAGAAAUCGUGUGAUUUUAAGGCAGCGAAAUGGUCACCAACUGGUUGGAGUGAUUGUUCAAAGACAAAAUGUGGUAUGAGAACUCGUCGGGUCAUUUGCAAAUGGUGUAAUGGAGCUGAGACAAAGGAUGAAGAAUGUCUAAAAAGUGAGUCGAAACCGGCUACAUCAGAGCAAUGUAAUUCGCAUUAUGAGUGGAAAUCCAAAGAGCCUUAUUCAUGCCCGUGUAAUACAAUACAACAUAAGGAGAUUUGGUGUGAAAAAUGUGGCAGUAGAGUUAGCAAUGUUGCCGUAGCCGAUUGCGAAAAACUAGCAGAUAAUAUUCGUCCACCGGAUACCAUGCAAUGUCCUGUAUGUUCGCCACCGGAUUCUUCUUGUUUUUCUGGUCAAACAUUGAUUAUAAUGCAUGAUAAGAAACAAAAACCAAUAAGUCAAGUUAGACCAGGUGAUUAUGUUCUAACACCAGUUUAUCAUAUGUUUCAUUCUCGAUUAAGUUUAAUUCCACAAGUACACGGUAUUGCUCGAGUUGCAUUUGUUGAACAAAGAAACCUUGGCCAACGUUCAUUGUAUGGUAUCAAUAAUAUUGAACCAUUUUUUACAUCCGAACAUAUAUUUCUGACGCCAAAUGGGCAAGCAGUUGCUAUCUCACCGAUGGCGAUGUCCAUUGAAGAUCCGAGUUGGACAAUCGAUGAUGUUGGACAAAUGAAGGUCAAUGAAACGAUCUUAUUUAAUAUAUUCAAUAAUGAAACAAUGAUUAAUAAUAUAACUUUAAAGUCCAGUAAAUCUCUCGACAGCAACAUUGUUUACAGUUUAAUAUUAGAUUCUAUUCAUCAAUUCUAUGCAAAUGGAUUUUUAGUAUCUGAUCUAUUUCCACAACUACAUAAAUUUCCGUUUACGUUUAUUUUAUUUCAUUGGCUUUGGCGAGAAAAAUCCAUUGAUAUAAAUCGGUAUUUAAACGAAUCAUAUCCCAAUCAUCUGAAAUCGUUUUCAACAGAUGACAUUCAUCAUUAUGAACGUUUAAAAGUCUUUCAAACAAAAAUUGGCUCUUUUAUUGAUGAAUUUAUUUUCAAUCAAACAAAAAAGAAAUUUUGA
Messenger RNA from Rotaria sp. Silwood1, 3786 nucleotides. The record is from the annotation of a GenBank genome assembly. Lineage: Eukaryota; Metazoa; Rotifera; Eurotatoria; Philodinida; Philodinidae.